AUGACUGUGAAUGACGACGACGAGUCGUGAAGAUAGUGAAGAAUUUGUACGCGGCGGUACGCGGGCGUACAUAACCUCGGUCCUUAUGGCAUCGCGAAUGUAGAGUAUAGGAUAUUUAUUCAAGUAAAGAAGGAAUUAGGGUUCCGAUUAUACAAAUUACAAUAAACAAAUUAAAGUAAUUAAAUAGAUUUAAAAUGAGUGGACAGAAAUUUCAGUACGACGAAAGUGGCGGAACGUUUUUUUACUUCCUUCUAUCAUUCUUGGCUCUGCUACUGGUACCUGGGACAUACUAUUUGUGGCCACGUCGGCCGAAACAAGAUCCUGAACUUCUGUCGAGAGAAUGCCAAUGCGAUGGAUGUAAAAAGAAAAAGAUCAUCUUGCAAUCAAGCGAGCCUUGGAAAGAAACUAAAGCGUUACUCACGAAAUCCCUCAUCAUCCUUGGCUGGGUCAUUCUUUUAUUAUUGGCGUAUAAAGUUUCCCAGUUUGACUACGAGAUGGCAAACUUUGAUCCAUUUGAAAUUUUGGGAGUUCCAUCGGGGUCGUCACAAAGUGAAAUCAAAAAAGCUUACAGAAAAUUAUCACUGAUCCUCCAUCCAGACAAAGAAACUGGAAAUGAAAAGGCAUUUAUGAAAUUAACCAAAGCCUAUCAGGCCUUGACUGACGAUGAAGCGAGAAAAAAUUGGGAAAAAUAUGGAAAUCCGGAUGGUCCCGGCGCUAUGAGUUUCGGAAUAGCUCUGCCGUCGUGGAUCGUAGAAAAAGAAAACUCGGUUUGGGUACUAGGGCUGUAUGCUCUUGUAUUUAUGGUCGCAUUACCAACUGUCGUUGGAAUGUGGUGGUACCGAAGUAUCCGAUAUUCUGGUGACCAGGUGCUGCUGGAUACCACACAACUGUAUUAUUUCUUCUUCCAUAAAACCCCUUCCAUGACAUUAAAACGGGUAAUUAUGAUUCUGGCUGCAUCUUAUGAAUUCUACAAAGGGCGUAACAACGAAAUUGUAGAAAGACCAGGUGACAAUGAAGAGGUUCCUGCUCUUAUAAAGCAGAUUAGUAAUCUAGGAGCUAAGAACAAAGAGAGACCCUUGUGCUACCUUUAUUCACUUAAAGCAAGAGCAUUACUUCAUGCUCAUUUAUCUCGGAUGCCAUUGAAUCCGGAAACAUUAGAGAAAGACCGUCAAUAUAUUGUUAAAAAGUGUCCUUACCUCAUACAAGAAAUGGUUACUUGCGUCAAUCAGUUGAUAUUAUUAGCGUAUGCCAGACGUAUUCAACGAUUACCGAGUAUCGAAACUAUUGAAAACUGCAUGAAGUUGUGCCCCAUGAUUGUACAAGGAUUUUGGGAAUUUAGAAAUCCUCUUCUUCAAUUACCCCAUAUUACAGACGAUAAUCUUAAGUACUUCCUUGCAAAAAAGCGUCAAAUCAAAAGUCUCCAACAGUUUGCGCAGUUGAAGGGGGAAGAGAGGCGUCAGAUUCUUAGAGCUCUGACCGAUAGUCAAUAUGAAGAUAUCAUGAAAGUUCUUGGCAGCAUGCCGUAUAUUGAAUUCAAAGUUCGCUCAGAAGUCAUCGACGAUGAGAACCCAACUGUAUAUACAGCCGGAGCCAUAGUGACAGUCACCGUGUCUCUCACACGUAAGGAUAUGAAACACUUGUUUGGUGACAAUACUGUGAAGGAACAAACGAUAAUCGAUGAUAGCAAAUCUGGUGCUGCUGGAGAAGGAAAUGAAGAGCCUGUAGAAGAAGAGAAUCAAACUCUUAAGAAACCUGCAUGGGUGAGGCAAAGAAAGGGUCCUAAAAAGUCGAACAAAAAAGGUUCAAAUAAGAAAGCACCAUCACAGAAGGCGGUGCCCGUUCAAGCGCAAGCAACGGUAACUUCGGCUCAACAAAACAAUACGCCAAAUGCCAGGAGAAAGGAUGAAGCUAAAGCAGAAAAAGACCCAAAUAAGGAGGGCGUUUCAGAUGCUAGUGACACUGAAUUGGAUUCGGAAAGAAGUGAUGACGAAGAAAGUUCUCACGAUAAAAAGGACUCUGCGGUUGAUGAUGAUGAUACUGAAUGGGAGAGAUUUCAGCAGAGAAUUUCAAAGCGUGAAAAGAUUCUAGAGGGCAGAAGCAAGCUCUCGCACGAAGUGCAUUGCCCUUUGUUCCCAGAAGCAAAGCAGGAAUAUUGGUGGGUUUACAUUUGUGAUCGUAAAAGUCAUACUCUGCUCACCGCACCUGUCCACGUGACAUCAUUGGCAACUUUUGAAGAGGUGCAGCUGCGGUUUACCGCACCCCGCUGGCCAGGUCUAUACACCUUCACUGUAUGCCUGCGCAGUGAUUCCUACAUUGGCUUUGAUCAAGCUCAAGACAUUAAACUGGACGUGAAAGAAGCACCAGAGAUACCAACAGAGCACCCACAAUGGGACAUAUCUGACGAAGAAACAGCGGAGGAUGUCGAUGCUGGUGAUGAACAUUCCGAAUUUACGACCGAUGAAGACAUCAGUGACAAUGAAUAAAGCUCAUGAUUUUCAUUACACUAGUAAAUUGAGGUGAUGCAUUCACAUCUUUUUUUUAAACUUGAACCCUCUCAUAGUCGACGUUGCGUCCCAAUUCCUAAAACUUACCAACAUAAGCAGCGUAGUCACGACAACAUGAAUGACACGUAAACAGAAUAUUGGUUGUAACACAGAGUUCUACCCGUACUCGUCUCUUCAGUUGAAGUAUUAAACGAAGUUGGCACCUGGUUAGUUAGAAAUAAAAGAAAAUUUUCUUUACUCUUUUGUGUUUCUACCUGUCUUGGUAUCAAAAUCGGUCAUCAAUGUAAAUCUAACUGUACCUCCUACCAGAUCGAGGAAUGUCUACAAGAAGCAAGUCAAUUAACUAGGAAUAACGUAAUGUUAAAUACGUUUAUCUUUCGUUUGGUAGGCUACAAGUUUCGUUGGAAUUUUAACAGAUUUUUUCAAGUACUUAAAUUUAAGGUAGCGUUGAAAAUUUUAAAUCCGUUCAUGAUUUUCGUAUGAGUCAAUAAAAUAUAAAAAACAAAAAAUGUGUAACGAAAAUAGCCGCGAGAGAAUGCAUCCCCUUAAAUAAUGCUCCAGAAAUCAACUGUUCUUCACUCAAGACAAAUUACAUGGGAAUUUUGUAUAAUGAAUUGAUUAUGUUGGAUGUUACGAAGGAAAUUCGUAUGACAACGGCAUACAAAUUUUCCCACACAUGGGAAACAAUUAGCGAAUAUUUAUUUUAUCAUUGUUAAUUGAUUUAAAUUUAUUCUAGGAAUUAUGUGUGCACAACUUUGUAAUAAAAUGAAAAUAUCUAUGUUUA
Messenger RNA from Neodiprion fabricii, 3288 nucleotides. RefSeq names its product translocation protein SEC63 homolog (gene Sec63). Gene Ontology annotation, biological process: post-translational protein targeting to endoplasmic reticulum membrane; SRP-dependent cotranslational protein targeting to membrane. Gene Ontology annotation, molecular function: transmembrane protein transporter activity; RNA binding. Bases 195 to 2483 code for a protein of 762 amino acids. Lineage: Eukaryota; Metazoa; Arthropoda; Insecta; Hymenoptera; Diprionidae. The record is from RefSeq and is a predicted model, not a curated record. The transcript has 12 exons. Gene Ontology annotation, cellular component: Sec62/Sec63 complex.